AUGAGUUAUGCUUCUACCUCUUACAACGAAUGGCCAAUGUUGUCUUCAAGGUUUGAAUACCAUACCCUUUUUACCCCGGGUGGAAAGAGUAAGUCAUCACCCGAUUCGAACUACGCCAUAUCUGGUCUAACUUCUUCUCAAAAUAACUUCAGUAAGACCCAUUGCAACACAGCUGAAUUCAAGCUUUCUCCCAAUAAUUCAUUAGAAAAUGUAGGUGUAUUGCCUCGGAAGUCUUCAAGCAAGAUGUCUAGAAUGUUUAACAAAAUGAAAAGCUUUAAAAAUCAAGCAAAUGUUUCGAUAGAGACCCCAGCACCUUUGAAAAGUGAAGACUAUGAUGAAAUAAUUGAAGAAAUCUAUUAUUCUUAUUUGCAUGCAAAUCCUCAACUACACUCACAAGUAUCCAGAAAAGAAAAAGAGCCUACUCUUAUAUCAAUGGCAAAGAAAACAAUCUCUGCAUUUCAUUCAGGAGAGGAUUCUACGAUGAACAAGCUUAAAGGAUACGGCAGUUGUAUUCAAAGAAGAAAACUAAGUGAUUUGGAUAGUCAACUUGACAAUCUUAUAUCUGAUUUAACUAGCUUCAAGCAAGAUUACACUUUCGGAAAAAUCGAGGACGACAAUUCAUUGUGGAAUUUGUCGUACGAAGAUAGUAUACAAAUUAGUACAGAGAAUAGCACAGAAGGACAAACUAACAAAAAUGACUCGAUGAUAUCAGCAAGUACCACGAAUAAAGCCCCAUCAGCUGUUCUGAACAAAGAAAAUUCUUCUGCUCCAGUAAAACUUCAACAUCGAAAGAGCUUAUUCAAAAAUUUUAAGUUUUCCGACUUCAACACUACAAAUUUCAAGACUAAGGUAAACUCAGCAAAGGGUAUCUUAGUACCAAUUGACAAAAAUACUGACUAUGAGGAUGAAGCUUUUGUUGAAAGAAUGGAGUCGGGCAUAGUGAAAGGUAGGAAAACUUAUGACGAAAAGAAAGAUGGGGCAGGGGUUAUCUACCUGGAAACCAAAUCCGAAAUAAUGCCUUCAAGAUCUAUGAGAUUGAAACGGAGACUCAGUUCUCGCGUAUCUUAUAAACGGUUUAAUGUAUAUUGA
Hyphopichia burtonii NRRL Y-1933 is the source of this 1089-nucleotide messenger RNA. RefSeq lists its product as uncharacterized. The coding region runs from base 1 to 1089 and encodes 362 amino acids. The transcript has a single exon. The record is from RefSeq and is a predicted model, not a curated record. NCBI's taxonomy places the organism in Eukaryota, Fungi, Ascomycota, Pichiomycetes, Serinales, Debaryomycetaceae.